This is a messenger RNA of Grosmannia clavigera kw1407, 1251 nucleotides long. RefSeq lists its product as uncharacterized. The record is from RefSeq and is a predicted model, not a curated record. Gene Ontology annotation, biological process: vesicle-mediated transport. NCBI's taxonomy places the organism in Eukaryota, Fungi, Ascomycota, Sordariomycetes, Ophiostomatales, Ophiostomataceae. The coding region runs from base 1 to 1251 and encodes 416 amino acids. The transcript has 3 exons. Gene Ontology annotation, molecular function: protein-macromolecule adaptor activity.
AUGGAGGUUGCUAACCCCCGCCGCAUACUCGCAGUCUCUCUGGUUGAGUCGCAGGAGCACUUGUCUACAGUCAUAAAAGACCUCACUGGCGCGUACCCAGAGCGCUCGGCUGGAACGGGCUCAUUGGCUGGGACAACGCAAGAACUGUUUCUAGACACGCCAUACUACUCGGCGCGAGUGCCUGUGUGGCUUGACCUGAUUGGAGCUGAGGAGCAGGCAGAGCAGGCAGAGCCGGCAGAGGAUGUUCCAGCCGUAGGAGAGCCGGCAAAGGCUUCAGAAGAAGUCCCGGCACAAGAUCAUGUCACAAAUGCGAAAGGGGACGUUGACGGUACUGCUGGUUCUGGCGCUGCCGCCGCCGCCUCUCCGAUGACGCCUCGGCAAUGGGCCGACGCUUUCCUGGAAGAGGAAGCGCGCGAGGUGAGAGCAGCACUGGGUGGUGUGGUAGUGGUAUUGGAGAUGAAUAGCAGCACGGGUGCAGAGGGUGGGCCGACAAGGCCAAAUCGCGUCGAGCAGCAGCGUGAUCUCAUCAGACAUGUUGGCCGUCUGAUCCAAGAGGGAUUGGGCGUGGCGGCCCUUGACGACAAUGACGGAGAGGAGGCGCGGGAGUAUUACGAUGACUCCUGGGACGGCGUCGGACUGGUGGUCGGCAUCGCGCCUCGGGGCACUGGUCCGCCGCUGGCCGAGGACCUGCUGGCCGAGUGGGAAGAUGCCUGCAUAGCAGCAGGCCUGGAGUUUGUGCUGGUAGCCUCGGGUCAGGCAGCGACGAAUGAGUUUGGCGAGAAAACGGGCAUUCCUCGCGUGCUAGAAGCACUACAGGCCAACGACUGGAACCAGGCAGACGGACUGGGCCUGGAUGGUGAUGGCGUUGACGAUGGCGAUUUCGAGUUUGGGGCUUUUCAAGAUUCGGACCGCGAGCUGCAUCGUAUUGUCAACCGCGGUGAUGGUGACGGGAGUCACGACGACGGCGACGAGCUUUUUGACCCCGAGAGUCUCGACUUUGGCUUUGACCGGACCGAUUUUGCCGGCCUACGUGAGGCUAUCUGGCGGCAGAGCACCAGGACUGUCGAGGGUGGUGCCGGGGACCAGGAUGCUGCCGGGGCCGUGGAGGACGAGGAAGACGACGGCGUGCAAUCAGUCGAGCGCAUGAUGCAGAAGCUGCUGGCAGCGCGAGACCUGGGUGCAGGGUUGCCACCAGACCAGCGGCGCCGUUUGGCGGCACGGGCUGUGGGAGAGGUGAUGCGGGAGCUCUGA